Messenger RNA from Aspergillus campestris IBT 28561, 959 nucleotides. RefSeq lists its product as uncharacterized. The transcript has 2 exons. Gene Ontology annotation, cellular component: outer membrane. Bases 1 to 840 code for a protein of 279 amino acids. The record is from RefSeq and is a predicted model, not a curated record. Lineage: Eukaryota; Fungi; Ascomycota; Eurotiomycetes; Eurotiales; Aspergillaceae.
AUGGCCGAUCCAUAUCAACAGUAUACAAACCCACACCCGCAGUACAUGCAGCAGCCAGCCCCGCCUCCCCCCCCUCUUCCUGCGGAAAGCGAGGCAGCGUACUACGCACCGCCCGAUAGUCUCUACCAGAAUCCUCCGUAUGACUACGAGACGCAGUACUCGUAUGGCCAACAUGUCCCGCCAGAUCAUGGAUCGAACUAUGAUGUGAGCCAGAUGCCGAGAUAUCAGCCUCCGAUACCGCCACCGGCGCAGAGCCAGAGCGAUAACUUUUUGAGUCCUGCGUCGGCGGCGGAGUAUCAUCCGCAAGAGUAUUAUGAUUCGGGGCGACUGAGUCCGAAUUAUGAGGCUGUGGCUGUGGGGAAGAUGGGGAGUAAUGCGGAUUAUUACAAUCGACACCCAGCUGAGAACCUUAGCGGGAACAGUCCACACCCAUCCCAGCGAUCAGACCUCCCAGAAGGUCCCGGAGGCGAAAAAGACGGCGGCGCAGAUGGCAGCGGCGACGAGCGCAGCGUGGGUGGGGCCCUGGUAGGCGGCGCUACGGGAUACUAUCUGGGACAUAAAAAGGGUCAUGGGCUGCUGGGGGCUGUGGGUGGUGCGUUGCUGGGGAAUUUCAUUGGUGAUCGCUUGGAGGGGGAUGAUGGGAAGGGGGAGCAUCAUGGGGGCCGGCAUGGGCAUGGACAUGGACAUGGACAUCGGCAUGGGAGACGGCGCCAUCAUCAUCAUCAUGGUCAUCAUGGUCACAGUCAUGGUCAUAGUCAUAGCCAUAGCCAUAGUCAUAGUCAUCAUCGGAGCCGGUCGAGGCAUGAUACUAGUAGUACUAGUUAUAGUGGGAGUUCUUGAUCGUGGGUGGUUUGUUGAGUUUGUUGUUUUGUCAUAGGUUUGUUGCCUUGCUUUGUGCUUUGCUGGUUAUUAGAGGGGCGUUUGAAGAAGAUGCUGUUUUCAAGAUUGAUGAUUCUGAU